Molecule: messenger RNA, 810 nt
Organism: Alternaria novae-zelandiae
Lineage: Eukaryota; Fungi; Ascomycota; Dothideomycetes; Pleosporales; Pleosporaceae
Exons: 4
Coding region: 1-810 (269 amino acids)
Source: RefSeq, a predicted model, not a curated record
AUGGAGUUCUUCUUCUUCUUCGAGGUCUUCUACUGUGCAGCGAUCAUUCCUAUCAAGAUGAGCAUCUCGUUCAUGCUCAUCCGCAUCGCAUCCCGGAGAAAGGCCUAUAUCUACAGCUUGUACACUGUUUCAGCCAUGUUCAUCGUCAUGAACUUGAUUGCGAUGCUGUACAUCAUUUUCCAGUGCGCACCAGUGUCGUACGCUUGGGAUACCUCGACUCCUGGUGGAAAGUGCAACCCAGCGCAAACACUGGCCGACAUAUACUACGCGACGACUGCAGUCAACAUUGCGACGGACUGGUUUUGCGCACUCCUACCCAUACCACUGCUCUGGAACGUACAGUUGAACCGUAAUGCUAAGCUUUCGGUCGGCGUGAUUCUCGGUCUCGGUGCAUUAGCAAGUCUUUCAGCAUGCAUUCGUCUUGUCUACACUGUUAAUCUGACCAAUGCGACCGACUACCUUCAUGGUGUAUCUAAGGUGAUCCUCUGGGGUUACGCCGAGAAUGGUGUCGGCAUGAUCGUAGGAUGCGUCGCCACACUUCGUCCCCUCCUCCAGCGCGUACUCAAACUCGGAAGCAGCGGUAGCUCACAUCCCCACACGCCUGCAGCAGGCUAUGCGAAACGACCGGUCAUAAAGAGUCGUCUGAGUGGAAGAGACGAGGAGUGGGUUGCCCUGGAAGAUGGCCAGAUGGUCAAUAUGGUCCAUGGGCAAGGGAGUACCGGGAGUGAGGAAUACAUCCUGCCUGUGAAAGGCGGAGGCAUACAGGUUACCAGAAGCGUCGAGCAACGAUCAAGCGCCUUGAAAGAUUAG